UUCUUUCGCUGUCAGAGUCAGACAGAAGAUAAAAGAGUUUCAAGUUUUAAUGGCGACUGAAGAAACUAAUAAUACACAGGGCCUUCCUCAACAAUCUUCUCUUCCAGACUACCCUCAGAUGAUUUUGGAAGCGAUAGAGGCAUUGAACGAGAAAGCGGGGUCGAAUAAGUCAGCAAUCGCGAAGCACAUCGAGUCGACUCACUCAGAUCUCCCAGCGGCUCAGUCCACUCUGCUUUCCCACCACCUCAACAAGAUGAAACAAAGCGGUCAAAUUGUUAUGUUGAAGAACAAUUACUCGAAACCCGACCCCAAUGCUCCACCCAAGCGUGGACGAGGGCGUCCACCUAAACCCAAGGUUCCUCUUCCACCUGGUACCGUCGUCUCCCCACCUAGGCCUCGUGGUCGUCCGCCUAAGCCCAAAGAUCCAUUUGCUCCACCUAAGCCUAAAACCUCCAUCGGUACUGGAAGGCCACGUGGACGCCCCCCUAAGAAGGCAAAGACUGGUUCCAUCACUGCUCCUUCACCUACCGGCGUUAAGCGAGGUCGAGGUCGGCCGCCGAAAGUGUAACCGUCGGUGGGUUUUCAACUAUAGUGAAGCUUAAACAAAGAGAGAAAAAGAGGGAGUUAGCUAGGUUUUUUUUUUUUUUUCCCCUUUUUAACUUUAAUUUUUA
This is a messenger RNA of Durio zibethinus, 671 nucleotides long. The record is from RefSeq and is a predicted model, not a curated record. NCBI's taxonomy places the organism in Eukaryota, Viridiplantae, Streptophyta, Magnoliopsida, Malvales, Malvaceae.